Molecule: messenger RNA, 363 nt
Organism: Fusarium odoratissimum NRRL 54006
Lineage: Eukaryota; Fungi; Ascomycota; Sordariomycetes; Hypocreales; Nectriaceae
Exons: 1
Coding region: 1-363 (120 amino acids)
Source: RefSeq, a predicted model, not a curated record
AUGGCUCAUCGUUUCAGAUGGCAUGAGAAUCCCGAUAUAGCUGGAGCUAUUCCUGAACUCGGCCCCAAGUUGCAUGCUUGCAGAAUCAAGGCCAACCCGCACCCCUACCUUUCAAUCAAGCAUUCCAUUCUCACAGAUCUUAUUCUUGAUGCUAACUGUAACAUAAGGAACAACGUCAAAAGUCUCUUUCUCCGCCGCGAAUGCAAGCCACGAUACAGAUACAACUUCAACGAGCUCGAAGCCGACAUGUUCUACGACUGGGAAUGGUUGCGCUUCCUCCAUCGGGGCGACACUUUGGCGGGGGAUAUUGAGGUCCUUUGUAUUCGAAACCAAAAGGUGUGCGGUAUGAUUCACAACAGUUAA